Molecule: messenger RNA, 249 nt
Organism: Saccharomycopsis crataegensis
Lineage: Eukaryota; Fungi; Ascomycota; Saccharomycetes; Ascoideales; Saccharomycopsidaceae
Exons: 2
Coding region: 1-249 (82 amino acids)
Source: RefSeq, a predicted model, not a curated record
AUGUAUAAUAUGAAAUAUGAAAUGGAUACUUUGGAAAAAGACCUAAUGAAAACAAUGAUUCACGAGUUAAAGUCAAAGUGUUGUGAAUCAAUGGUUAAUAACGAUGCUGAAGAGUGCAAGAAACUAUCUUUUAGCCGGGUCGAAUACCAGAAGAAAGACAUUAUGAAAGAUGAUGUGCUCAUGGAAAACAUAUGGUUAGAAAAAAGUUUCAGUUUGCUUACAAUUAAUUCCAAUAAUGAAAUCUCAUAA